AUGCACGGCCUUUUGAAAAAAAGAGUAACCAAAGGGAUUUCCUCGUUUUCCACGGGUGCAUCAAGUCAGCAAUUUCGUCCAAGAAAUGAACAGUCACAGGGACCAAAGAAAUGUUCGGUGUGUUCAAACCAGCAUGGAGUGUGGCGAUGUGAUGUGUUUAAAUACUUGGAUUAUGAUGCUAAACGUAAAUGCGUGCAAGAGAAUGGUCUGUGCAACAAGUGCCUGGAUAGGGGGCACAUCAGUACGAACUGUCCGAAGACCCGAUUUCGUUGUCAGGUUGAUAACUGUGGUGGAAGGUACCAUACGUUGAUGCAUAGACCAAACAAGUCGUUAAAGAUCUCUGGAGAAAGAAAAGAUCCUAGCAAAUCUGGGGAGGCAGAUUGA
This is a messenger RNA of Paramuricea clavata, 384 nucleotides long. NCBI's taxonomy places the organism in Eukaryota, Metazoa, Cnidaria, Anthozoa, Malacalcyonacea, Plexauridae. The record is from the annotation of a GenBank genome assembly.